Messenger RNA from Haliotis rufescens (red abalone), 2130 nucleotides. RefSeq lists its product as uncharacterized. The transcript is spliced from 6 exons. The record is from RefSeq and is a predicted model, not a curated record. Bases 175 to 636 code for a protein of 153 amino acids. Lineage: Eukaryota; Metazoa; Mollusca; Gastropoda; Lepetellida; Haliotidae.
CCAGGGACUACUGAUAAGUCAACUACACCACUGACUGAUUCGGCAACAACGAUCACCACAGACAGCGAUACUCAUGGGACUACUUAUAAGACAAGUUCACAGCUGACAACGUUGGCAAAUCUUACAACUAUCAAGAUAACUUCUGCCCCGAGCAACGAUAAUCAAGAUGACACCAUGUACAUCGCUGCUGGGACAGGAGGAGGAAUCUUCAUCCUCAUUAUAAUCGUUAUCUGUGUGUGUGUUGUAAGGACGAGAAGAAAGGGAAACGUCACGCAAGCUAUCAGCGAUGCAGACAAUGGUGCAGAGGUCUCAGAAAACCCACUUUAUGUUACAUACCAAGUUGAACCUGUUGACAACAAAGUGCACUUCACUUACAAUACACCCGAACACAUACCUGCUCUUGGCGGCGCUGUCGACGUUGGUGAUCUGUAUGCCGUACCAGACAAGACACCCAAACACCAGUCAGUUGUAGGCGGUGCUGUCAAUGAUGGUGACAACUACGCCGUCCCGGACAAGACACCCAAACACCAGUCAGCUGUAGGCGGUGCUGUGAACAUUGGUGAUCUGUAUGCCGUACCGGACAUGUCCAUGAAAACAAAGAACGGAACGUGUAAGUAUACACGGAAGUGCGAUUGACCGGACAACGGGUUAGAAUGCGUCUCCUUAUCCAUGUCUGUCGUAAGAGGCUCUAAAUGGGUCGGGUGGUCUGGCUCGGUGACUUGGAUGAUUAGUCAACUAACGUCAUCGGGUGGUUAGAAUCGGCGACUUGGUCCAUGCAUGUCAUUGGAUCCGAAUGUUUUAGAUGCUCAUGAUAUCAGUCACUGUGUUGUCUGGUCCAUAAUCGAUGAUUUACAGACCCCAUCACAAAGCCGGAAUAUUCGCGGUUAAACAGCAAACAGCAAACAAACAAACUUGGUGCAUAGUGUGUCAUCUUUGCCCAACGAUGUGGAACAUUUACUAUAACAGUAACCGUCGGUUUGUCUACUCCAGACUCGACUAUUUAAAGGAUGUCAUCAGGAAUAUUUAACUGAGGCGUAAAACAACUUACCUACAAAAUGUAACAUCCCUUGCGGGAUUUAUGACAGAAAGACAACGUUGAUGUUUGGAUGGAAUAUGUGUGGAUGACAUAAACACAUUGGUUGUUGCAGAUAGUACUUGGUCCGAAGCCGACAAUGAGUAUAGUGAAGUCUAAAUAGAGGAAGCGACGUCAGCUAAUUCGGUGCAGCCGAUGUUCUAGGCGACACAACGCUCACGUGUGUUCGACAGACAAAUUCAAAUGGGGCUCUGCUCCUCUGGGUGUUCUCAUUGUUGUGUACAGCUCUCCCUCUACUAUGAUUAGUUCUGCGUUGAACUUAGACAUUAUUUCAAUGUAAAUAGGGUAAGUUGAUAUAAAUGUACAGUAAACUACCUUUAUAACGAACAUGCUAAUUAAUAACGAACUAACAGAUAAAACUUAUUCUUUUUGGACCCCGGCCAGUUGCCGCAUAUAUACUUAUAACGAAAUAUGGUUGUAACGAACUAAAAUUAGAGGUCCCUUUGAGUUCGUCAUAACCGCAGUGUACUGUACUGGUCAACAAUGUAAUCCAGAUGUACUGGCCUGUACUGGUUGUCAUGGCCUCAAAGACUGAUGGCGGUUAGGAAUUGCCAUGACAAAUACAAUGACAAUAUGCAGAUGUAAGCAAUCCAUGCCUGAAAUAUGGUCAAUACGUGAACCUGUUUGAACAGUUUGAAAAACAACAUUAUCAUGUAGUUACUUUGGAAUUGCCCAUCUGUACAUAUAUUUUAGGACUAUUGUUACUGUUAAAUGUCAAGUUAAAGAAGAAAAUAGCAUUAUCAGUACUGAGUCCAGAGUAAACGCUCUGGUGUUAGCUCACAUCGUGAGCUGUUCAAAACCGUUAUGUUUAUACUAUCGUGUAACUGUUUUAUAUGUGUCAUACAUAUGAGAAAGUCAUGAGAUGCCUUUUUUCAUAUGUAAGAUUGCUUCUUAAACUGAGAAAACUAACACUCUCCUCUGUAUGUGUUAAGUAGUUUACCACUGUGGUUUUAUGUUGUUUUAAAUUGUUCAAACUUUAAUAUUUGUUUUGAUGGACACAUAUAUGUUUUAGGUUAUUAUCAUAUAAUUCUGUUAGC